Messenger RNA from Pyricularia oryzae 70-15, 423 nucleotides. RefSeq lists its product as uncharacterized. Lineage: Eukaryota; Fungi; Ascomycota; Sordariomycetes; Magnaporthales; Pyriculariaceae. The record is from RefSeq and is a predicted model, not a curated record. The transcript is spliced from 3 exons. Bases 1 to 423 code for a protein of 140 amino acids.
AUGAAUUUGCCGAACUCUGGAUGCCUCCUGGCGGGUGCACAAGGCCUGGCGUUGGCGACUCGGCACACACCUGGGAGCUUUCUGUGCAAACAUAGAGUGACGUGCUCAAUAGAGCCAAGGAAGCAUGAUGCUUACAUGGGGACGCUCACUAAUUAUGCGUCGCAUAAUAUAAUUGCGGACGCAGCCGAUCAUAACCAAGAUGGUGGGUGGGAGACACACCAGCACGGCGAUGAUACCAACAAUCGCUUCGGAGGUGAUUUCCAUGUUCUGUCCAGUCAGCUUUCGGUGAGGCAAGGGAGAUCGGCAGUCUUCCGUCACCUCGCGAUUCUUUCCCGACCUUUGGCUCGACCUUUGAUUCCGUCUAGGGGUGUCUCUCAGUCUAUGACAGGCACUCUACACAUUCAUAAUGUUCCCCAGGGUUGA